Messenger RNA from Drosophila gunungcola (fruit fly), 4704 nucleotides. Its product is annotated as transcriptional regulator ATRX-like. The record is from RefSeq and is a predicted model, not a curated record. The coding region runs from base 447 to 3461 and encodes 1004 amino acids. Gene Ontology annotation, cellular component: nucleus. Gene Ontology annotation, molecular function: ATP hydrolysis activity; ATP binding; ATP-dependent chromatin remodeler activity. NCBI's taxonomy places the organism in Eukaryota, Metazoa, Arthropoda, Insecta, Diptera, Drosophilidae. The transcript has 10 exons.
CAAUAAUUUGAUAGUUCAGAUUUACGAUUUUAACUUAUAUUAAAUCGCAAAACGAUAUCAAAUAGCUGCCAUAGAAACGAUCAAAAAAUUGAGCUGAAAAUCAUCAUAGCUUCAAUGUUUCUAAACAUAUUCGCAUAUAAAUCGUAAUUUAAACGUUUAAAAAUAUUUUUGCAAUAGCUGCAAGGGUAUUGUGACAGCCCACCGUCACAACAACUAUUAAAACUAAGUACAACGACAUUAUUCAAACGCGCGCCCAAAGCCAACAGCAGCCGGUCACACUUAUUCAACGAAGUUAUCGAUAGCCGAUAAUCAUCGCCCAAUAACCCGAUUACCCAAAGCGGGUCACACUAACCGGCGCCUGUAUAAGCGGAGACACAGCCCCAGAUCAGUCGCUUGCGUUCCGACAAUUCUCGAGGAAACAUCAACAAGGAGGAAUAUCCGGUAAAAUGAAAACAGCUUUGCCAUCUCAAACAUCAAGAGGGGGCUCGCCGCAUAUUGUCGAUUUGUUCACUAAGAAGGAACAUUUCGAUGAAUCGUUUAAAAGCCAAACUACCGUUGAGACAAAAACAAUCAAUGAAACCGCUUAUGAAUUUCAAGACAACGACAUAUAUCCAUUAAACAUAAAGACUAACUUUAAAAACCAUGGCGAUACUGAAGAUUUAUUAAGUACUCAAACAAAAGAAAUCUUUUGCAGUGCACAAACAAAUUUUCAAACAUAUAAACGGAAAUUCGUAGACGCACUGAGCGAUCAUAACUAUACCUGUCAAGAAGUAAUAUUGUGUCAACCCAAUUCGGAUAUUAUUCGCGAAAUACUUCUUAGUGCCAUAAUACCAAGUAGAAAUAUUAUAAAAGAUAUUCCAAGCGAUAUAUAUAGUUUUAUUGAGAAUACAAUCAAAAAUUUAAAAAUGUAUAAGUAUCAGUAUGAUGCAAAACAAGAAAAAAGAUUUAACCCAAGUAAAGCUUUAUCCAUAAAUAUUGUCAACCAAACACGCAAAACUAAAAGCAUUUAUCAAAACUGUUCAGAAACAUUAGAAAUUGAUCCAAAUGACCAGUGUCUUACAAACAUAUAUACAAACUUGGGAAAUCAAAAAGUCUUAAAUGGUCUUUUAGCAAGCACUAUGAGUUUUGCAAGGCAAUUAUUUUUUGAGUGCAACACCUUUGCAUCAAAAUCUGAAAAUGAACUUAGAGAAUUUAUAUCUAAAAAAUUAAAAAAGUUAGAGGAAAUACUUGGACGUCUACCACCAACUACAGAUGUGAAUUCAGAAAAUGUAUUAAAAAAUCGGUAUCAACAUAAUUUUAAAGCUAAAAUGAAACUUAUGUUAAAUACAUCUGGAUCAUCUCAAACCGACUCGGAAUUUGAAAGAAGCUUUGACGAAAUAUGUAGUGAAUCAUCUAAUAAAAGUAGUAAAAUGUUUUGUUUAAAGCAGCUUAUAUGUGAUUCCAGGGAAAAUGAAAGCCACCAUCAAAAUUUUUCCGAUGGUAUUGAUCUUUCCAAAUACAUAAAGUUGGAAAUUAUGAUUAAACCAAUUGUUGGUGUUUUUAAUGAACUUAAUACAAAAAUAAAUAGUUCUAUAUCAAACAACGAAACCGACCAGGAAAUUAAAAGAUUAAUAAAUUUAACGGCAUUAAACAAACGCCACGGUAACAGAACUUCCGUACGGUCAAAAUAUAAGGGUCGACUGAAGGCAAUGGAGAGAAGUAUGACCCAAUUCGUUCCGGAUAAAGAAGAGUUGGAUGAAUAUCUAAGUGAGCAAUUUAAUGAUAACGAAAAAAAUAUUAUAACAGAGGACAAAUUUUUAUCUCGCUAUAAUGAUCAAAUUAAGCAACUACUUUUAAAUGAUUCGAGCAGCGACUCUGGACUGUCAAAUCUAAGUAACUACGACAAUUUAAAAGAAUCACCUUUACAAGACGACGGGAACUCGUCCGGUACAGUAGAUAAGUUUCUGCAAGUACUUAAAACUAAUACCAUUUUUCAAACUUCUCUUCAAAAAGUUGAAAAAUCUAAAACGAAAUAUAUUUCUGCAUCAGAAACGCUUGACUACAAUAUGCCAUCAGUUAGUCUAAACAUAAGUUCUCUUAAAAUCCCAUCUCUUGAUAACGAUUUAGAUUUGCGACGCAAAAAAAAUGAAAUUAUACUUAGUUCUGAAAGCGAUUCUUUAGAUAACGAAGAUGGGUCAGAGCAAAAGAUAAGAUUUAUAAAACCAAUGCUUCGAAUCGAUCAACUAGCAAUUGAAACCAGAUCAGCACAAAAAAAUGAAACUGAAAGAAUUCGAAGGCUCGAUAAAAAAAAUGUUGUACUUUCGAAAGCUAUUAAAAGCAACUAUACAUAUUUAGGAAAUUCUGAUCUGAUACUUGAUUAUAUCGAAAGCACAAAAACAUUUAUAAAGGUGAAUGAGGAUCUUGUCAAGCUUUUAAAGCCUCACCAGAGAGAUGGCGUAAGAUUUAUGUACGAUUCUUGCUACGGCGGUAUAGAAGUCGGAAAAAUAAAUGCAGGAUCUGGAUGUAUUUUGGCUCACUGCAUGGGUCUUGGCAAAACUCUACAGUUAAUUGCUUUGCUUCAUACGGCAAUAUCAUACAAAGAGUUAAAUACUUCAAAAAUUUUGGUACUAUGCCCAAAGAGCACAGUCAUGAAUUGGGCUGACGAAUUUCAACAGUGGCUAUGUGGAAUAAAAAAUGAUAAUCGUAUAAAAGUCUUCAUAUUUCCGGAUUCAUCUGAUAUUUCUGAUAAACUGCGCGUACUGGAAGAAUGGUCAUUAUCAACGCAAGGAAGUGCGGGUUGCUUGUUAGUCGGCUAUGAAGCUUUUCGUGCUCUCGUAUUUUAUCACUCAUAUAAAUAUCGAGGUCACGUAACUUCCGAGUUGGGAACCAUUCGAGACAAAGUAAACGAAUAUCUAUUGCAACCUGGUGCGGACAUAGUAGUUUGUGAUGAAGGUCAUAUUAUUAAAAACAGUCGAUCUGCCAUAAGUCUUGCGGUUGCAAAAAUAAAAACUCCAAAACGCAUUAUAUUAACUGGAACUCCGAUUCAAAACAAUCUUAAAGAAUAUUAUAGCAUGGUAAACUUUAUUAAGCCCUUAUACCUUGGAACUGAGCGGGAAUUCGCUAACUUAUACGCAAACCCAAUAAAAAAUGGUCAACAUAAAGAUUCAAGUAAAAAGGAUAUUACGGUAAUGAAGCAGCGAUCGUAUGUGCUACACAAAAAACUAUCUAAAUUUGUUCAGAGAAAAGAAGCCGAGUUACUUAAAUCAUUUUUACCAGAAAAAUUUGAAUACGUUUUAUUUAUUCCAAUGACGUCAGUACAGGAUUUUUCUCUGUGGAUGUCUGUACUGCGAAUGUUCUUAUCUCACAGCCAUAUUUUAAAAUGCCGAUGCCGAUGUCGGGAAUUAUGUUUUAUUUGUUCUCGGUUCCCUUUUAUGUUAGAAAAGGUAGCGCGGCCUGCGAUAAAUACUUACGCAAAAUCGUAGCAUUAUCUUCAAUUUUAAUUAUUAUUAAAGUCAAAUGAUACUGGUGGUAUAAAUUUGUAUUUUGACCUGUCGCACGCUUCGAAAUUCUUUCUCGCAGAGCCGACGUUGCUCGUUUCGUUGUCGUUCCUCAAUGUAUCGUUGCUAGGAUCCAAAAAUUUUAAUCGGUCUGUUUGACGUAGCAAGAGUUUUAUUUCUUUCUGUCUUGGGAAUCACAAUUAUAAUAAAUUUGUUUCAUUGUUUGGAAAAGUGACCCAAUUAUGUUAUGGCAUUAAAAAGUUUUCUGAUACAAUCUUUGCGCAAACUUGUGAUUCUGCUAGGCCCAGGAGAUUUAUUUGGAUUCAUAUUUUCCUGAUGACUUUGGAAAUUUUAGUAUUUUGAAAUGAACUUUUUUACUUUUUUGAUCUACCAAUAUACCAUUUGUGCUCUAAAAUAUAUAAUUAUUUGUGCUGAAUUUGUAUUUGAUUGUUAGAUGCGUUUCUAAGAUUAACAUAAUGUCAACCUCAAACUGAUACAGAAACUGCGACAGCUCUAGCUUGUGCUGGGAAAUUCCGGUAGAGUUCCAGAAGCAAAUUCUAAGAUAGGAUAUUAUAUUUUAAUAAGUAUUUCUUUGCGAGACGUGUUUAUAUAAAUUUGUCUUACAACUAUCUAUAUAUUGUCCAGCAUCUGUUUGAAAGUCAAGUUGGAAAUUAAUUGUAUUUAGAAGGUCCAUUUCAACUAUAUUAUCACAGGGAAUUGGAAUGUCAUCACUAACUAUUUGAAAGGUAAAAGGAAUUAUGAAUUUAGCUGUUUGUAUUUCCAUAAAUGUUGAACCUUUUGAUAGUUUUUUAUAUAUAAGUUAACACCCAAAAUAAUACAAUUUCUCAGACAGAGGAAAUGAGUAAGCAUUGAUUGCACAACAAACAGCAAAGCAAUGCCCUCAAUAAUAGAAUUUCCCAAACCGAAGAAGAGAGCAUUAAUUGCACAACUAACAGCAAAGCAAUGCUCUCAAUAAAGUUCUAACGAACUUAGCUUGCACCUUUUGGUCAGCGAUCGUGGGAAUGCAGAACAGCCAAUUUCCAAAGUUGAUCGAACUCAACUUAGUGCAUACAACAAAAACUAUAAUUAAAAUGCACUGGCCAAUUACAAUUAAGUUUGGCCAACGGCAACGGCGACCAAGAGCAGCAACCAAUAAUAUGAAAGAACGUCAGCAGAAACAUCAACAGCGGCAGAGACGGCGGCAGCGAUGGAGCGACGCGUAGCUAUA